Messenger RNA from Truncatella angustata, 901 nucleotides. RefSeq names its product ACT domain-containing protein. Lineage: Eukaryota; Fungi; Ascomycota; Sordariomycetes; Amphisphaeriales; Sporocadaceae. Bases 256 to 699 code for a protein of 147 amino acids. The transcript has 2 exons. The record is from RefSeq and is a predicted model, not a curated record.
AGCAAUUGUGACUAAUAGUUUGGAUUGACUGCAAAGUGUUGCCAGUAUAGGGAGAGAAAAAUAAAAUCUAAAUGACAAUAGGGCGUACUGACAAUAACCUCUAGUUAACCUAGUCAGUGGGCCCGCUAGUAAUACCAACCGCAUAUAUUUAGACGAUGUUAUAGCCAAUGAACGAAAUCAGCACUCCGUAUCUGCCUCAACAACACCGCCUAUAUUGUCACAUCGUAUCCAUCUGUGGCCAGAUUCUCUUCAAUAAUGUCUACUCUAGUCGGACAUCCCGGUGAGCUUUCGCUUGCAACGCUCCUCGCAACACUCACAACCACGCUACAUCCAGCCACCUACGUCUUCGCGGUGGUCCAAGACGAAUCCAAACUACCGCCAUUCUCAAAGGUGCAAAUGUUGUUUCGCGAAGCCGAAUCCGAAGGAGUCACCGUCAUUCUGACCCGCGAGGACGCAGAGGCCUAUAGCCUGGAAUACUGCUUUCCUUGCAGAAAGAUCACCAUCAACGUCACGUCAAGCCUAGACGCGGUAGGGUUUAUAGCUGUUGUGGCCACUCGACUUGCCGCGAACAACAUGGGUGUGAACCCCGUUAGCGGGUUCUAUCACGACCAUCUUUUUGUGCCUGAAGGAAGGGAAGAAUAUGCCAUAACUGUCAUAGCCGAAUUGGCCGAGGAGAAGAGAAAAGAAAUUGAAACCUAGGUUGAGGUCGUGGGUAGCUGAUCAGCACUGCGAGGCCCACGAAUCUUAUUCUGGCAACUUGACAACUAGGAAAUGCCAGGCACAACCAAAACAACAUCAAACAGCAAAGUGGCAAUUGACGCCAAUCGAAUUAACCCAGACUAGGCAAGUUCUAGUAUAGUCACCGACCCCUCCGGCAAAUGGAAAUGCAGUACGAACUCCC